AUGGCAAGUCCCACGCAGAGUGCUGAAGAGCCUCCCGUCCUGCUCGUGCUCCACGUCCCGCUCGAGGCCGACGGCAGCAACCGCGUCCCGCUGACCCUCCCGGCUCGGCUGGCCGAGACGCCGACAGGAACGCGUGCUUCCGCUACCGCCCGCCUCGCUGCCCAGUUUUGCCUCGACCACGCCCUGCCUUCGCACCACAUUGCUCCACUCGCCGGUUAUCUGGCCGACGUCCUCGACUCGGCUCUCCCGCGCCCGCCGGUGGCCCCGGCGACUCCGUCGUGGCUCGUCCGCGCCGCCGCCAAGGCCGGGCCUCCCGCGGACAAUGACGCUCGCGACGCUCGCGACACCCACCACCCAGUCAUCGACGCCCGCUCGCGGGCUAUGGUCAAAGCCCGCAAGCGCAAAGAUCCGGAUGGUGCGUUUACUGUCUUUGAUCGUCUCUACGCUCGCGCCAAGGGCGCGCAGGCAUCGAGCGGCGACGGCGGCAGCGAGACAGCCGCCGCCCGCGAAGCCAGCGGCUCGCCCACUGGACCACAAAAGGGACCGGUGCACUCGAGCUCACGCGCAGAGUCAAGCUCAGCGGUGCCGCGUCGGCGGCGGGCCAGCUCCAGCGGCAUCGCCGUAGUCGAUCGGUUGUACCAGGCGGCGGCGGCGCGCAAGGCCAAGAUUGCCAAGCUUCGUGCGGCGCGGGAUGCUGAGAAGGCUGAGCGCGAAGCGAGCGUCAUGCGCGCCAAACCAAAGAUCACACCGCUCGCCCGUGACUUGUACGAGCGCAAGGUCCGCGGCCGCGGCGGGCACUCCAACGCAUUCGAGCGACUGCACGCCGACCGCGAGGAGAUCGAGAAGGCACGCGCCGAGCGAGCCAAGGCGCUACAGGUGGCCGAGCUUGCACAGUUUACAUUUGCUCCUGUCGUCAACAAGACGCCGCUCAAGGCGCGCUCGGCGUCGCCCGACGGCAAGGCCGACAACGGCCCGCGGUUUGUCAAGCUCUACGAGGAUGGCGCAAGGCGGUCAAUGGCACGCGACGAGCUCCGCGAGCAGCUCGAAGAAUCGCACACAUACCACCCCGACAUCGGCGCUGAUAAGUUCCUGGCCCGAAAUGAGAGCCGGCCGGCGUUUUUCGCCCGUCUCUCGCAAGCCGGCGCGCACUCGAAGCAGCAGGUCAUCCACCAGCUCCAGCUCGAACAGGGGCUUGAUCUCCGCGACAAGGUCACCGGCCAGGCAUACUUUAAGCCGCUCAUCAACGAGAGCUCGGCGACCAUCGCAGCAUCCAAAGGUCCAGUCCAUGAGCGACUGUACCAGACCCCGAAACGGCGUGUUACCGCGCCGCAGCCGGAGCUGGUCGAAGUCCGCCCAGCGUCGCGGGUCAAGGCGCGCAAGCGGACCGACAAGAUCCUAGCGUGUGCCUUUGAGCGGCUUGUCGACAUCUCAGGUGGCUCCAUGGAAACCUCGUCAUUCAUCCGGACUGCUGAGCUUCACGAGCCCGCGCAACUUCCGUUCCCCAAGACGGUGGCUGAUCCGCUGCUCCAGCGGCUGUACAAAGUCGGAGAGGCCUCGCUUGGCCUCGUCUCGCUGCUGCAGUUCAAGACAGUCAUGCAAACGUUCCUUUCUGCUCCGGACACGUAUGGUCCUGCCGCAUAUGUGCUGUCCAAGGUCCCGUACCACCCACCCCCUCAAGACCCUGCGACGCAGCUCGACUUUACGCCGGCCAUCAACGACAACUCGCGACAGAUGGCGCGCCACAAGGCGCCGCUCGGCUCGCAGAACCCGCCCCAGACGCCAGGUCGCGAAGAGCCGGUUGACCGGGCCGAGUACAUCCAGGCUGUUCGUUCGCGACUCGGCCUCAACUCGCCGCUGUGGCAGUUCGACUCGCCGGUCCAGCCGCAGGCACCGGAUCUGGUCCCGCCGCCGAGCUCCGCGCCUCUGCCGACGUCGCCCCCCAAGGACCAUCGGCCGCCGUGGCGCAACCCGCUUGUCCGCCGCGGAACGACUGCAUGGGAGACGUUUGAAGAGCGAGUGGUGGUUCUCGACAAGCCGCUGCCGGCUGGCGAGACGCACGCGUCCAAGAGGGCGAGGCAUGUCCCCGGUCGAGCGGCCAAGCCCCGCGAGGAGGCAAAAGAGAACGUGUGA
Thecamonas trahens ATCC 50062 is the source of this 2130-nucleotide messenger RNA. RefSeq lists its product as uncharacterized. Bases 1 to 2130 code for a protein of 709 amino acids. The transcript has a single exon. NCBI's taxonomy places the organism in Eukaryota, Apusomonadida, Apusomonadidae. The record is from RefSeq and is a predicted model, not a curated record.